UCUGAAGAGCCUCCCAGGCCAAAACCCUUUCUUCACUCACACUAGAAAACGCACGUUAUAUGGCUCACAGGCUUUCCGUCCCCCACUCCUCCUCCAUAGCCUUCGACCUCCACUCUCAUCUACUCGUUUCCAGAUACUGGUCCUAACCUUCUCUCUUGCCCCCUUUUCGUCUUUCUUUCUCACCAAAAAGAAAAUUUUGUGUGCAAGUCUUUUAAGGAAGAAAAAAGAAAAGAUGGGUCUCAAGGGUUUCGUCGAAGGCGGCAUUGCUUCCAUCGUUGCGGGCUGUUCCACUCACCCUCUGGAUCUCAUCAAAGUCCGCAUGCAACUCCAGGGCGAGAAAGUCCAAGCGCCCACCCCACAGCCCAUCCACAAUCUCCGCCCAGCUUUUGCCACCGUAGGGACUACCGCCACCACCCUCCACGUCCCGGCCCCACAGCUUCGUCUGGGGGGACCCAUCUCCGUCGGCGCGCGCAUCGUCCAGACCGAUGGCGUAGCCGCAUUGUUCUCCGGAGUCUCCGCCACCGUGCUCCGCCAGACGCUCUAUUCCACCACACGCAUGGGGCUCUACGACGUGCUCAAGCACAAGUGGACCGACCCGGACACGACCCACAUUCCCCUCGCGAAGAAGAUAGCCGCCGGCUUGAUAGCCGGCGCGGUGGGGGCGGCCGUGGGAAACCCCGCCGACGUGGCCAUGGUACGAAUGCAAGCCGACGGGCGGCUCCCGGCGGCCCAGCGGCGCAACUACAAGAGCGUGGUCGAUGCGAUCACGCGCAUGGCGAGGCAGGAGGGCGUGGCGAGCCUGUGGCGCGGCUCAGCUCUGACGGUGAACCGAGCCAUGAUCGUCACGGCGUCACAGCUGGCGUCGUACGACCAGUUCAAGGAGAUGAUCCUGGAGAGGCACGUGAUGAGCGACGGCCUCGGGACCCACGUGACCGCGAGUUUCGCGGCGGGGUUCGUGGCGGCCGUUGCGUCGAACCCUGUGGACGUGAUAAAGACGAGGGUGAUGACGAUGAAGUUGGAGGCGGGGCGUGCGGCGCCGUACAGCGGGGCCCUGGACUGUGCUAUAAAGACGGUGAGGGCCGAGGGCCCCAUGGCUCUGUACAAGGGCUUCAUUCCUACCGUGUCUAGGCAGGGGCCUUUCACUGUGGUUCUGUUCGUGACGCUUGAGCAAGUCAAGAAGAUUCUUAAGGACUUUUGAAGUUUCAGAUUUUGACGACGAUUACUACUCUACUCUACUACCAUCACUUCCUUUUUUUUAAAAAAAAAAAAAAAUCACUGGUUAUUAUUCUCACAAUUUUGUAGCAGCAGAUGAUCUUAGAAGAAUACUAUGAAAUUGAUUAUUCUA
Alnus glutinosa is the source of this 1345-nucleotide messenger RNA. RefSeq names its product mitochondrial uncoupling protein 5. Gene Ontology annotation, biological process: mitochondrial transport; oxaloacetate transport; succinate transmembrane transport. NCBI's taxonomy places the organism in Eukaryota, Viridiplantae, Streptophyta, Magnoliopsida, Fagales, Betulaceae. The coding region runs from base 233 to 1198 and encodes 321 amino acids. The record is from RefSeq and is a predicted model, not a curated record. The transcript has a single exon. Gene Ontology annotation, cellular component: mitochondrial membrane. Gene Ontology annotation, molecular function: sulfate transmembrane transporter activity; succinate transmembrane transporter activity; thiosulfate transmembrane transporter activity.